Messenger RNA from Tripterygium wilfordii, 3062 nucleotides. RefSeq names its product transcription factor ICE1-like. Bases 253 to 1890 code for a protein of 545 amino acids. The transcript has 4 exons. Gene Ontology annotation, cellular component: nucleus. The record is from RefSeq and is a predicted model, not a curated record. Gene Ontology annotation, molecular function: DNA-binding transcription factor activity; protein dimerization activity; sequence-specific DNA binding. Gene Ontology annotation, biological process: regulation of DNA-templated transcription. NCBI's taxonomy places the organism in Eukaryota, Viridiplantae, Streptophyta, Magnoliopsida, Celastrales, Celastraceae.
UGCCGUUGGGAUUAUUACUGAUUAGCGUAACGUUCAAAAGGUUUCUCUGUUCAAUAAAAUGCUCAAAAAGCUACUGCUCUUUUUCUUCUGCAACGUCGUCUUCUUCCUCUCUCUCUCCAACUCCCCUUUCUUUAACGCCCAGUUUGCUAAUUUCCGGCUAUAACUUUUUAACAACUUCUCGUUGUUGUUGCUUCUCUCAUUUUCCAUCACUUUCCUGAGAAAACCCACCAGAAAAGGGAGUGAGAAACAGAGAUGUUGAAUAGAUUGAAUGGUGCUGUUUGGUUGGAUGGAAAUGAAGCUAACCAAGAGGCGCCAUCGUGGAGUAGAAACCAUAUUCCGACUGUCAACAACAACUAUGGUGUGACAGAGAGCAGAGACGAGAUGGGUUCUCUUGGUAGUUUCAAAUCUAUGAUGGAAGUCCAAGAUCAUGAGUGGUUUAUGAAUGGCAAUAAUGAUAUUCAGAACCAUCAAGAUACUAGAGAAAUUGCAUUUCCAUCGAAUCUAGGUGAGCCAGAGAAUUUAUUCCUACCCCCUAUUUCCUCUUCGUCGUCUUGUUCACCAUCCACGAACCCGGUCUUCCAUACUCUAGACCCAUCUCAGUUAUCUUUCUUUAUGCCACAAAAAACCUCCCUAUCUUCGCUACUGAACGUAGAGCCUGACAACCAGCUGGAAAGCGGAUUUGAUUUUGGUGAAACUGGUUUUCUUGAAAACCAAGUAACAACAAACAACUCUGCAUUUCUAAGCAGGGAAAAUGGGAUUUCGGGAAGCUACAAUGAUUUGAGCACCAACAACAAUCAGAUCGGCAAUCCUAUUUUAUGCGCUGAUCCUCAAUUCACUUGUAUUCGUAGACUUCAAUCGCCAGAAAACGGAGCUGGAUUUGGUGGGUUUCGGGGUUUUGAGGAGAAUUCCGGUAAUAAUACUCCGUUUCUUAAUAGGUCUAAGAUGUUGAGGCCCCUAGAAACUUUACCUUCAGUGGGUGCACAACCCACGCUUUUCCAGAAAAGAGCGGCUCUAAGGAUGAACUUGGUGGAUAAUAGGGGCAGGAUGGGGGUUUUAGGUGGGGUUGACGGAGAUAAGGGAAAGAACGAAGUGAGUGAAGACGGUGAGAAUAAGAGAAAACUGAGUAGUGGAGAUGAUUUCGAGGAAGUGAGCAUUGAUAGGUCGGGUUUAAAUUAUGAUUCAGAUGAUUUCACAGAGAAUAAUAGAAUGGAGGAGAUGGGAAAGAAUGGUGGGACUAGUUCGAAUGCAAAUAGUACGGUUACAGGUGGUGGUGGUGGUGGGACUGGUGCUAAUCAGAAGGGAAAGAAGAAGGGGCUUCCCGCCAAGAAUUUGAUGGCAGAGAGACGCCGCCGGAAGAAGCUCAAUGAUAGGCUCUACUUGCUGCGGUCCGUUGUACCUCGGAUUAGCAAAAUGGAUAGGGCAUCAAUUCUUGGGGAUGCAAUUGACUACUUGAAGGAACUACUGAACAGAAUCGAUGAACUCAAUAAAGAACUUGAGUCAACUCCUCCUGGAUCUUCAAUGACAACUAGCACAAGCUUUCACCCUUUGACACCCACUCAAACAACCCUGCCUGGCCGUAUCAGGAAUGAACUUUGCUCUAGCUCACUGCCAAGUCCAAAUGGUCAAGCUGCAAGGGUUGAAGUACGAGCAAGGGAGGGAAGGGCUGUAAACAUCCAUAUGUUUUGUGGCCGAAGACCUGGUCUUUUGCUCUCCACAAUGAGGGCUUUGGAUGGUAUGGGGCUGGACAUCCAGCAAGCCGUGAUCAGCUGUUUCAAUGGUUUUGUGAUGGACAUCUUCCGUGCUGAGCAAUGUAGAGAGGGUCAGGAAGUCCUUCCGGAGCAAAUUAGGGCGGUUCUUAUGGAUUCUGCUGGCAUCCAUGGAGUGAUGUAGUUCUUAACCAACUUCUUAGAAGACGAUUGGAAACUGUUGUUUGUCAGAUCAGAUCUUGAAUGCAAUUUUCAAACAAAAAUCUUUUGAAGAGCUGAAGUUUCUAUAUUUUGCUAGUCUGUUGCCAAUAUCCUUGAUGACAAAGGACCUCUCUUCUGCUUCUUUUGUUUUUGUAAACAUUGGGUGAUUGCUGAACUAUUUUUGCGAUUUAUUUUUCAAUGAAGUUGAUAUUUUACCAAAUACAUUCAUGACGUCCUUAUGUGGGAAUGUAUUGAUUUCUCAUAUAUUAGCCGCUGCCUGCAAUCUCAGAAUUUAUGUGCGAACAGUCAUAAAAGUUGAAUCCUUAUCACGGUCGUGUGGAGGGAUUUAUCAAGGCUGUGUGGAGGGAUUUAAGCGCUCCGCAAUUCCUUAAAAUCUAUAAAAUUACCUUUGAAUGGGUGAUUCGAGUUUAGAAUGGUGGGUGGGUGAUCCGUUCUCCAUAUACCCUGCAUUUCUAAAAUACGAGUUGGAAUUUGGAAUGCAUUCCCUCCAUUGACUGGCUGAGGCCCAUCCAGUUAUUCCAUGGGCUUAUAUUCACUCAAACUUACUCGUAUAGCAAAGUCCAGACAGACGAACGUAGUAAGCUUGGGAAGCAUAGAGGGAAACAAAUCUCACACUUCCAACGCCAAUGUAUGAUAUGUAGCCUGAUAGAACUAUACUCAUAUAGUGGAUGAGAUGGCAAAAAUAAAACACGUUAUCCCCACCCCAUAUGCCCAAGUUCCGCAAACACUUGGUCACACAUUUGCAAUCUGAAUUCAUGCAAUAACGUAACGUAGGGUACAAUAUGAUUUCCCACAAGCACGUCACAAGAAUCAGUAGAAAGUAGGGUAACAGGUCCAUGUGCAGACCAUGCCUCCAAGACACAUUUUCCUACCAGACAGACGAGACGACCAUAAGCUUUUCAGUAUAUUGACAUAUAGAAUAAGAGGCAGGAAGACUCAACUCCCAGCAUAAAUGCCAAGGAAGAUGAAACUAUGGAAAAACAACAUAAUUAGACCACCUCUUUAACCAAGAACCUAUCGGAUAAUGUAUUAAAUUACUUACAACGUUGGAGAAUGGGUGUCUAAAGACAGCUAUGUACAAGGCGUGGAUUCCUUUGAGAAACAAGGCCCCCCAUGUCUUGUAAAACAUAUAUG